Messenger RNA from Myripristis murdjan (pinecone soldierfish), 3277 nucleotides. RefSeq names its product neuronal-specific septin-3-like. Gene Ontology annotation, molecular function: GTP binding. The record is from RefSeq and is a predicted model, not a curated record. Lineage: Eukaryota; Metazoa; Chordata; Actinopteri; Holocentriformes; Holocentridae.
CCGAACACCAUGAAGAAAUCGGGAUAUCCAGCAAGAUCCGCCAGUGCUCGGCUGAGGAGAACAGACAGAGAGGGAUCAGGCAUCACCAGUCCCACGCUGAGGCGGUCGUUUGAGGUGGAGGAGGCAGAUUCAUCCACACAUCCCUCGCCACCUGUCCCGUCGGACCGCCACCUCUCUCCGUUCCUCCACUCCUCCACGUCCAGUCCAGCGGAUGCUUUGACCUGGGCUCCCGCAACGCCUGACUACACCUCCUCUAGAACCUCCCCCUCCGAAUCCUCCAACCUUCGCUCUCCCAACGGCAUGAGGCGCAUUGAGUUGUCAGGGGGUCGCAACCCUGAUUUGGCCUCCUCCCGCCGCACAGAAAUCUCCAUUGAGGUCUCCUCCAAGCAAAUUGACAGCUCCCCCAGCGCCGGCAUCGCUCGUUUUGGCCUCAAGCGGCCCGAGGUCAGCCUGAGUAGUCGGAGUUCCCCCCUAGACAGCUCGUCCACAUCAAUCUCCAGUGCCACAAACAGACGGGCAGAGCUCAGCAUGUUGCGGCCCCACGAACCCCCUGCACCUCCCAAGAGGAUGGACGCCCAGUCGGCUUUCACCCCUACCUCCAGGAUCCCCGAUGCCCCUCAGAGAAGAGCAGAGCCCCCAUCCCCCAGCCUUAGCCCUGUGGAGGCGUCCACCAGGAGGCCGGAUAUGCCCGUCUUCAGACAGCCAGAUGGGUCAGUGCCAGGCAGGGCAGUAGAGAACAACAGCCACCCGCCUCCGGCACCCAGCGCUCCCCUGCCCACCCUGUCAGAGCCCAGGGUGGAGAGGAUGCAGUCCCCCGUCUCAGAGACGCUCGCAGCCAGAACAACAGAGAGGCCAGAGGUGAUUCCCAGCUAUAGCAGCAGUGCAAUGUCUGAGGCAGUGGUGCCCGAUGCCAUGAUGCCCCCAGCCGCGGGCAGCCUGUACGGGGAGAAGGCUGGCGGCCCGGUGGUGGACUUCAGUUAUGUGGGCAUCGACGCCAUCCUUGAGCAGAUGAGGAGGAAGGCCAUGAAGCAGGGGUUUGAGCUCAACAUCAUGGUCGUCGGACAGAGCGGCCUGGGUAAGUCGACCCUGAUGAACACGCUGUUCAAGUCGAAAGUGAGCCGUAAGUCGGUGUUGGCCGCAGCCCAGGAGAAGAUCCCCAAAACCAUCGAGAUCAAGUCCAUCAGCCAUGACAUCGAGGAGAAGGGAGUGAGGAUGAAGCUGACAGUCAUUGACACGCCAGGCUUCGGAGACCAGAUCAACAAUGAGAACUGCUGGCAGCCCAUCAUGAAGUUCAUUAACGACCAGUACGAGGCCUACCUGCAGGAAGAGAUCAACAUCAACAGGAAGAAAAGGAUCCCAGACUCCAGAGUCCACUGCUGCAUAUACUUCAUCCCCCCCACUGGACACUGUCUGCGGCCUCUUGAUGUAGAAUUUAUGAGGCGCCUCAGUAAGGUGGUCAACAUCGUCCCAGUCAUCGCCAAGGCAGACACACUCACUCUGGAGGAGAGGGACUUCUUCAAAAAGAAGAUCAGGGAAGAGCUGCGAGCCAAUGGGAUUGACGUGUACCCCCAGAAGGAGUUUGAUGAGGAUGCGGAGGACAGGAUGAUCAAUGAGAAGAUCAGGGAGAUGAUCCCCUUCGCCGUGGUAGGCAGUGACCAGGAGUACCAGGUCAACGGCAGGAGGCUGCUGGGGAGGAAGACCAAGUGGGGAACAAUUGAAGUUGAGAACAUCGCCCACUGUGAGUUUGCCUAUCUGCGGGACCUCCUCAUCAGGACCCACAUGCAGAACAUCAAGGACAUCACCAGCAGCAUCCACUAUGAAAUGUAUCGCGUGCGGCGCCUCAACGAGAACAACACGGUGGUCGCCCACGCCAACGGCAUCCCAGAGCACCACCUUGCUGCCCACGAGAUGUAGACGCCCCCUGCUUCCCGGCUCCUACCCUCCACCCUACAUCACCCCCGUCCCGUGAAUAUUUGACCACCGUCGACCGCCCCCCUCCUCCCCUCCAGCCCUCCACUCCAGCCUUAAGUGCCAAGCCCAAAGCACACAGGUGGGACAGACGAACUGAAAGCCUGCCAGAGGGAUUGUGUUUAAGUGACUUUCGGUGGCUGAACGGACGAUUCGUGUCAGUUCAUUGCCACAUUAACAAACAGUGCCCUCUUACUAUUGUUGACAAAGAGAAUAAGGAGAGGUUAGAUAUUCCUUAACGUGCUGCAACUUGUUUUUCUCCUGCACCAUCCUGGUCCUACAGCUAACUUUUGCGGUUUUACUUACUUGCCAUCAUUUUGCAUCUGCCAAUUGGGACAUAGUCACAUAUGUCCCGGUGCAUUAAUCAGUAUCAUGCUAACGUCUUCCACAUUCACCUAUUUUAAUUCUUUUUAAUAGCAAUAUAUUGAAGAACCUGUGCCACAGGAGUCUUACACACCCUUGGCAAGGUGUAUGAUAAAAGGUAACGUUCAUUAUUGCAUUCAGGCACAGGUACUUUGGUCAGUCGUGAAUAAAAUGUGUUGGCAGGUGCUGGUCAACACUUUGGCAACACGUUACGCUCAUACAGUCACACCGGUCUGCAUGUGCGAUGCAUUGCAGUUCAGUUCUCCUUCCACGACUUAUUAAAAAAACUGGUUCGCGAAGCAGCAUAUCCAUCAUACGUUUGAUUUUUAUCUUUUAACCUCACAAGCAGUGUUUUUGCUUUUGCUGUUUGUUAAAUGUUUGAUCCUGUCAAAUAUCGAUAUCAUCUUUUUGAGUCCCAGUAAUAAUAAAUGUCAUUGUUUUUUAACGGAAAUACCAUGAGAGUGAUUUAAGAUGAAUAGUAUUUAUGCACAGUGUAAGACGUGAACAUUUGACAUUGGUUAUGAUCCAUUCACACAGACAGUUCACACACAAACACACACAAACUGUUCUUGGGCCCCGUCAUAGUGCCUUAUUUAUUGGAGACUGUUCGCUAGCAUGUUGGUUGAAACUGGAAGGAAAACAGAUGUGUUGGUGCCAAUUGGACUACGUUUAGAUAUUUUUCAACCCCAACUCUUUUUUCUCCACUUGUUUAUCUUGAAACAGCAACAUUGAGCCUUCCAGUGACCUUUCCUCUGUUUUUUUUCCUCUUUUCCGUAGUAUACGAUGGUCUUUGUCUGUUUGAACCAUAUAUAAAUUCCAAAGCUGCCACUGUCCUGUAUAUUCUUCUGUGUUCUGAUGCAUUUUUGUACUGGUAUUAUUAAUAAUAACAGAAUUUUCCUUUGAUAUCUUAUUUUAAAGAAAUAAAGAUUAAAGUUGUAAAUAUUUA